Lachancea dasiensis is the source of this 324-nucleotide messenger RNA. Lineage: Eukaryota; Fungi; Ascomycota; Saccharomycetes; Saccharomycetales; Saccharomycetaceae. The record is from the annotation of a GenBank genome assembly.
AUGCAAUCGCAACAGGCCUUUGCCGAUAUUAAGGCACAGGAAAGUAUAGAAUUCAAUAAGAGGACCCUUCUCUAUGUCCAGGAUGGUACUUCGUUGGGAUUUGGUUGUGGAGCAGGUAUCUUGCAACUAGAAGGCUUGCAAGGCUUUGGGUUUUUUGCAGCGUCUUAUCUAGUGGUUGCACUUCUGUAUAUAGCGUGGUUUUGCAAAUUCCAACCAAACAAGUAUUAUCAAAGCCCAGUCCAAGAAAUCGUGAUAGACUCUUUCUUCAGAGAGUUGGCUGGUUUUGUCAUGGCAUGGACCUUCGUUUUUGCCUUGGUUGGAUAG